AUGAGCUCCCAGCUGUGGCCAUCGAGGGUGCUUGGCAGGUCCAGGGGUACAGCUAUCCUGACAUCCCUCUGUCCGUAUCCCCCUCCAGGUGCCAUGUUUCUGAAACUCCUACUGCUCCUGGCCCUGCUGGGCCCUGGCAGCAGCCUCCAGCUGUGGGAGACCUGGGAGGAUGGAGCCGAGGAGGCCCCAGGCCCCCUGCUUGUCCGUGGCCGGAGAGAAGUGGAUGAGGACGACGCCGACAUAUAUGACUAUGACGUACAGACGGACCCUCCAGAAAUGCUUAACUAUAGCACCGAGGCUCCCAAGCUUCUGCCUGUGAUGGGAGCAUUGGAGCAGAGAGAGUCUGCAGGGCCUUUAACACCUGAGCCAACCACUCUGGAGGUGGCCACAAGGGACCCUCCUGUCCUGGAUGCAGGAGGGGCAGCCACUGGGAAUCUGAGCAUGGAACUGGUCAUACUGGUCACUCUGACCAAAGAACCAGUCACUGUGAUCCCUCCCAUCAUGGAGGAUCCAUCCACAGAAUCAGCUGCAGUGGAGGCCCUGUCCACAGGGCCAGCAGGCAGAGUGGCACUGGCCACAGAACCUGCAGCCACAGAGGCUGUGUCCACAGAGACCCUGCCCACGGAGCCAGCAAGCACAAUGGCACCGGCCACAGAACACACAGCCACGGAGGCCCUGCCCACAGGGGCCCUGUCCAUGGAGGCCCUGUCCACUGCCGUGGGGGCCCUGUCCAUGGAGGCCCUGUCCACAGAACCCACUGCCACAGAGGCCUUGUCCACAGAAUCCACUGCCACGGAGGCCCUGUCCACAGAACCCACUGCCGCAGAGGCCCUGUUCAUGGGACCCACAGUCAUAGAGGCUCUGUCCACGGAACUGGCCACCACAGCAGUUCUUUCCAUGGAUCCCACUACCACAGGGGCCCUGCCCACAGAUCCAGCCACUGUGAAGACCCUGCCCACAAGACCUACUACCACAAGGGGCCUAACCACAGCCCUCGCUGUGCCCUCUGACCCUCCCAAGAGCACCACUGUGGCAGUUGGCACUUCAUCUGAUAACUUGAUCUACAAAUGGAAAAAUGGUCAGAGUCUUUUCCCCCGGAACUCUGUGGCCCCAAGCCCCACAGAGGGCCUGCUUGACCCCAGCUCGGUGAAGCAGUGUCUGCUGGCCAUCCUCAUCCUUGCCCUGGUGGCCACCAUCUUCCUCAUAUGCACCGUGGUGCUGGCCAUCCGCCUGUCCCGCAAGAACCACCUGUACCCCGUGCGCAAUUACUCCCCCACCGAGAUGGUCUGCAUCUCGUCCCUGCUGCCCGAGGGGGGUGAGGGGCCAGCUGCCAUGGCCAACGGGGGCCUGCCCAAGGCCAAGAGCCAGGGCCUGAAGGCGGGGUCUGGGGAGGACCGCGAGGGGGAUGACCUCACCCUGCACAGCUUCCUCCCUUAG
This is a messenger RNA of Lipotes vexillifer (Yangtze River dolphin), 1437 nucleotides long. RefSeq names its product selectin P ligand (gene SELPLG). Bases 1 to 1437 code for a protein of 478 amino acids. The transcript has a single exon. Gene Ontology annotation, biological process: leukocyte tethering or rolling. The record is from RefSeq and is a predicted model, not a curated record. Lineage: Eukaryota; Metazoa; Chordata; Mammalia; Artiodactyla; Lipotidae. Gene Ontology annotation, cellular component: plasma membrane.